Molecule: messenger RNA, 1263 nt
Organism: Protomyces lactucae-debilis
Lineage: Eukaryota; Fungi; Ascomycota; Taphrinomycetes; Taphrinales; Protomycetaceae
Product: vacuolar protease-like protein A
Exons: 1
Coding region: 20-1228 (402 amino acids)
Biological process (GO): proteolysis
Cellular component (GO): fungal-type vacuole
Molecular function (GO): aspartic-type endopeptidase activity
Source: RefSeq, a predicted model, not a curated record
CACUACUCAAGCAGCCAGCAUGCACCUCACCCUCCUUUCCUCCAUCACAGCCUCCCUCCUCGCAGCACACGCAGUCACCGCAAAGUCAUUCCAUGCGCCCCUCAAGAAAGUCUCCCUCGAUGACAAACUCGCAGCCUUCGACCUCGAAUCCGAAAUGCGCUACCUCAAGCAGCGCUACCUCGGCAUCAGGCCCCAGCAGCACGCAGCGCAGAUGGGCACAGAGUCCCACGGUGUAGACGCAGACGGCGCACCCACCCACGGUGUACCCCUUACCAAUUUUGCCAACGCGCAGUACUUUGCAGAGAUCGGCCUGGGCACUCCUGCUCAGACAUUCAAGGUCAUCCUCGAUACAGGCAGCUCCAACUUGUGGGUUCCCUCCAAGUCUUGCUCCUCCAUCGCUUGUUUCCUACACACAAAGUACGACUCUAGCGCUUCGAGCACCUACAAGGCGAACGGGUCAGACUUUGAGAUUCGCUACGGCUCUGGCUCCAUGAAGGGCUUUGUCUCGAAUGAUGCGCUCACGAUUGGAGAUAUCACCAUCAAGCACCAGGACUUUGCUGAGGCUACAGAAGAGCCAGGACUCGCUUUUGCCUUUGGCCGCUUUGAUGGCAUUUUGGGACUUGGCUAUGACACCAUCUCAGUCAACAAGAUUGUCCCUCCCUUCUACAACAUGCUCGACCAGCUCGAUGCACCUCUCUUUGCUUUUAGUCUGUCUGAUGGCACCACUGAGGACGGUGGCGAGUUUUCUCUCGGUGCUACCAACCCAGAGAAGUACACGGGCAAGAUCACACAAAUCCCAGUGCGUCGCAAGGGCUACUGGGAGGUCAACUUGGAUUCCUUCUCCUUUGGCAAGGAAACACUCGAGCUCGAAGAUACUGGUGCUGCCAUUGACACGGGAACCUCGCUCAUUGCCUGUCCCUCGGAUGUCGCUGAGCUCCUCAACAAGGAGAUUGGUGCAAAGAAGUCUUGGAACGGUCAGUACACCAUUGACUGCGCUGCUGUGGAUUCCUUGCCCGACGUGACAUUUGAGUUUUCCGGUCACAAGUUCACUUUGCCACCCCAGGACUACAUCCUCAACCUGCAGGGAUCAUGCAUCUCGACCUUUACCGGUAUUGACAUUCCUCCUCCUCUCGGUCCUAUCUGGAUCAUUGGUGAUGCCUUCUUGCGGAGGUACUACUCAGUCUACGACUUAGGUAAGAACACAGUCGGUCUGGCAACGGCUGUUUAGGGACAUUCGUUUGUUGCAUACGUUUUAGUUUUGUA